AUGGUGCUGGCUUCAACAAUAGUAGAUGGCAAAGGUGCUGUCACUGGACAUAAUUUCAACUACGAAUCUACGAUUGAGGGUCAAAAUGGAGAACCUAAACAGAUCACCGUGCUUGCAAAACGUGUUCUGCUUAUGUUGUAUAAAGAUAUCAGUAGUGAUAAACCUGGAUCGAUUAAUUUGGACUCACCAUCUCUAAAUAGUAUGUUUGACAUUCUACAAGAUGUUCUUGUUAUAUCACUCGUCUUUUACUUUUCUGAACCAUCUGCAAUUACAUAUUGCUAUCAGGAGUUUCACUUAGUUCUCUCACCUGCACCUACACCUGCAACUGAUUUUCUUGCAAAGCGCCGCAAGUGGGCUGUGAAAGAUACCAGAACAAAAGUAUCCUUUUUUCCUGGUUUUUUGACCAGCAGAAAAGAUCCCAAAGUUUUAAAAUUAAAGGAGGAGCUUCUUAUGUCUAUUGAGCCUCUUGAUAUGGGAGCUGAUGCCACCCCUGAUGACCAGCAGAGGAUUGAUCAGCUUAAACGAAAGCUAGAAGCAGUAAAUCCAACGAGAGAGCCACUGAAGUCUGAUUUACUGAAUGGGAAAUGGCAGCUCAUUUACACUACCUCUAAAUCACUUUUACAAAAUGAGAGACCUAAGUUCUUAAGGUCAAGGGUUAACUACCAAGCCAUUAAUCUAGACACUAUUCGAGCCCAAAAUAUGGAGACUUGUCCAUUCUUUAACCAGGUAACGGCAGAGCUCUUGCCGAUAAAUUCAAGAAAAGUGGCUGUGAAAUUAGAUUUUCAGAAUACUGGGACUGGUAAGAACGGGGAUGCUGUGAAGGCACCAGAAAGAACUCAGUAUGGCUCUCUGGAUAUUACUUACUUGGAUGAGGAUCUGAGAGUAUCUACAGGAGACAAAGGAAAUUUGUUUAUAUUAAAAAUGGUCGAUCGAUUGUACAAAGUCCCAAGAUAAUUUAAUUAGUCUGAAAGGUGUAUAUGAAAUUGUAAUUUGUAAGCUGUAUAUGUAAAUUGCCUAACACAAAGUGCAAUUUCAUAUAUAUAUAUGAUCUUCAAGACCAUGAAUACAUCAUUUUU
Molecule: messenger RNA, 1076 nt
Organism: Chenopodium quinoa (quinoa)
Lineage: Eukaryota; Viridiplantae; Streptophyta; Magnoliopsida; Caryophyllales; Amaranthaceae
Product: probable plastid-lipid-associated protein 4, chloroplastic
Exons: 10
Coding region: 1-954 (317 amino acids)
Source: RefSeq, a predicted model, not a curated record